AGAGAGAGGAGAACAGAGAGAAACAGAGUACAACAAGACACAAAAUUUGAAAACCAAAGCACAAGUUUUAAGAAAACACAAAAAAGAAAAAACUCUGGUUUUGUGAGAAACAUCAAACAUGGGAGAAGUUAUUUUGUUGGUUGAUAAUUUGAAAUCAAUUUCUGGAUUUUCUCGUUGUAGAAUAUGUCAUGAAGAAGAAUUUGAAAGCUUCAAAAGCUUAGAAGCUCCUUGUGCUUGUUCUGGUACUGUUAAGUUUGCUCAUAGAGAUUGCAUUCAAACAUGGUGUAAUGAGAAAGGAAACACAACUUGUGAAAUUUGUUUACAGCAAUAUGAACCUGGAUAUACAGCACCGCCACCAAAAAAACCUCAAAAAUCUGACGAAGCAAUGACCAUUGGCAUUAGAGAUAGCCUUGAAAUAUCAUCAAGGAGGGAGGAAGAAGGUUUAAACAGAAGAAUAGUAAUAACAAGACAACAAAAUAAUUACUCAGAAUGUAACUAUGCUGCUGAUAGAAGCGCGUCUUGUUGUCGAUCCCUGGCUUUAGCGUUUACUCUCAUAUUACUUUUAAGACAUCUUUUUGCUUUGCUUACAAAUGGAAUGGAAGAUUAUCCAUUUACAAUUCUUACGAUCUUUAUGCUAAGGGCCAGUGGAAUUAUUAUACCUAUGUGCAUAAUUAUUAGGACUAUGGGUGCCAUUCAUAAAAGUAUUCAGCGUCAUUAUCAACAGGAUUCUGAGGAUGACUCAUCAACGUCUGAUGGAGAUGAUGAAGAAAAUGAGACAUCACAUAUUGCAAUUAUAAGACAUUCACAUUAUUAGUCAUAUCAUAUGAUGUAUAGUUUUUUUUUUUGUUUUUUUAUUUUUUUAAUUUGUGUUUAAGAGCGUUGUGCUGAUGCUGUGUCAAAUUCCAACGUUUUUAUUAUAAAUUAUUAAGAAAAUGAAAGGAAUGGAAUUUACAUUGAAAAUGCAUGUUGAUCCCUUGGUGUAUCAAAUGAUAAUGUCUCUCCCAUCAACCAAAGUAGAAUGAACAACCAACUUUAUCUUAUAA
Trifolium pratense (red clover) is the source of this 1043-nucleotide messenger RNA. RefSeq lists its product as uncharacterized. Gene Ontology annotation, molecular function: zinc ion binding; ubiquitin-protein transferase activity. Lineage: Eukaryota; Viridiplantae; Streptophyta; Magnoliopsida; Fabales; Fabaceae. The transcript is spliced from 7 exons. Gene Ontology annotation, cellular component: membrane. Gene Ontology annotation, biological process: protein ubiquitination. Bases 119 to 814 code for a protein of 231 amino acids. The record is from RefSeq and is a predicted model, not a curated record.